Dentiscutata erythropus is the source of this 189-nucleotide messenger RNA. The record is from the annotation of a GenBank genome assembly. Lineage: Eukaryota; Fungi; Glomeromycota; Glomeromycetes; Diversisporales; Gigasporaceae.
GUACUUCUUAAUUUGAAAUCAGAGAUGCGAUAUGAGAGUCGAGCUUCUACUAAUAUGAUUUCGUCGCUUCAAUUCCGUCAUUGGAGCCUUCGCGGUUAUGGUUUUACUGCCUCAAUAAUUCAGAGAAAUGACUGUGUGCUAUAUUGGCCGGUCGAAGAAUGUGUGCUAAAAUUGGCCGUUCUUCUCUAA